CUUUAACAAGAAAUCUCCACGUUCUCAUCUUUUUAUUUUGAGCGUGAAGUCAUCACUAGAAGAAAGAGACCUGCCCGGAACGAUGACAUUGGCGAGGAUUUAUACGAAAAUGUAGUUUCCAUUUUCAAUUACCCAGGUAGAGGUAAAGGAGCUGCGACACACCGAUACGUCGUGGGCGGAUAAUUACAAAUUGGGCAUACUUACAUCCUCAUGAAUUGUCCAGAAAUCUUACCGUUUUAUCAUGAAUUUAUAGCGGAGCUCUCAGCAUUCCUUGAUAAUGAAAUUGAUGCAAUGGUGGACUCUGAUUUUGUACCGUGGUUCAAGUAUCAGAUCAAUAGCCGUGAGAUUGUGGACCCUCUGUUAGUAGCAUUAUCGUGGGGCCCUGGUGUCUACGCCAAAGUUUGGCGGUCAUAUGUGAUAAACGGUUACAACUAUCACACAGUCAAUUACGGACAGGGCCGAUCUACAGUGAACAACGGGUUAUGUGUCCCAACCAUCGGUUAUGAUAACUCGGAAUCCAAUUUUUUUGGUGUCUUGCAUGACAUUCUCGAAUUUGAAAUGCCUUCUGCUGGGAAAAAUUUGACAUGCGUUUUGUUCAGCUGCAAAUGGGUCGAUCCAACGCGUGGUGUGAGAAAAAAUUCAAAAUAUAAUAUGAUUGACGUCAAUCACUCUCGCGUGUAUAGGAAAAAUGAGCCUUUUAUACUCGCUCAACAAGCAACCCAGGUUUAUUAUGCAGAAUACCCUUCAAUCAGGCGGACACAGAAUCCUUGGGUGUGUGCAUGUGCUGUCCGUCCGAGCAAAAUUGUAUCACAAACUCAACACAAGGACGUUGAUUUAGAUGCUUUUCAGCAACAAUUUUGCUAACCUCCGCCUAUUGUUGAGACGGUAAACCAUCACAUUCAGUUAAGUGAUCCAAAUGGCGGAAGUGUUGAAGUCAUGCCAGAAACGCACCUUCCGGACCUAACACCUCCAUCUGAGCGCAAAAUUGUUCAAAUGCAUGAAGAACAACAAAAUGCUCAAUAUCAAGAAGAGGGAGAAUGGAUAGACGGUUCUGAUACAGAAGAAGACGUUAUAUAUAUAGAAAAUAACGAUUCUCAC
Messenger RNA from Cuscuta epithymum, 1098 nucleotides. Lineage: Eukaryota; Viridiplantae; Streptophyta; Magnoliopsida; Solanales; Convolvulaceae. The record is from the annotation of a GenBank genome assembly.